Molecule: messenger RNA, 2766 nt
Organism: Striga asiatica
Lineage: Eukaryota; Viridiplantae; Streptophyta; Magnoliopsida; Lamiales; Orobanchaceae
Source: the annotation of a GenBank genome assembly
UGUAGUUCUGUAUACGAGGAAGGAAAGUUUUGCGAGACCUUCCACUUGAAUGCUGCUGGGUGGAGAUGCUGUGAAUCUUGUGGAAAGUAUAUAAUUCUUUCUGCAGCAAAUACAUUGUGGAUGUAUAGUUUCAUUCCAUAUGUUCGUACUAUUAGAUGCGGGAGGAAUUCAAUGUUUGACAUGUGCGAAAAAGAGUUACAUAUUGACCCCAAAUCCGGCGUGGCCGCCACCUUCGCACUUUCUUCCUUCAGUUCCCGAAAGAAUGAAAGAUCUUUCUUUGAAAACUUGGAACCCAAUAGCAGGCUCAGGUCCAGUACCAUGGCACCACUCUCCCAGUUUGUCCAGCAGUUAUCAGCAGCUUCACCUCAGAUAAACCAAGAGUACUCCUAUGAAAAAUUUGUUAAUGGAAAGUUGAGACCUGGUCCUUCUCAAACAUUUUGGAGUGAAAGUACAGGACUCAAUAUGAAGGAGCAACCUUAUCCCCCUGUAAAUGAUGUCAAACCAGUUUUUCCAAAGAUGGACUUAUCUUCGACUCUGAAUAUGGCCAUGGCUUCUUCUUCAAAGAUUGAAGCAGAUGAUGUCCAGCUUACUUCUAUUCUUUCAGAACCCCGGGCCAUUUCAACUCCCAUGGGCAAACAGCUCUGCAAUCACACUCCAAUGGGUUCAUGUUGUGAACCUCAAAUAUCUAAUGGACAGGCCCAAGGAGACCGAAAUCAGUUGCAUGUUCGGAACCGUCCUCAAUUAACUGAUACUGAGCUUCGAAAAAUUUCAAGGCAGUAUCCUAUGCAUCUUCUUAGGUCGAAUUCAGUUGUUAUUCCGUUGUUCGAGAAAAUGUUAAGUGCUAGCGAUGCUGGGCGGAUUGGGCGCUUGAUCCUGCCAAAAAGGUGUGCAGAGGCGUUUUUUCCGUGCAUAUCACAGGCAGAAGGAACUCCUCUAAAAAUACAAGAUAUGAACGGAAAGGAAUGGGUAUUACAAUUUCGUUUCUGGUCCAAUAAUCACAGCAGAAUGUAUGUUCUGGAAGGAAUUACGCCUUGCAUACAGUCUAUGCAACUGAGUGCUGGUGAUGUAGUGACAUUUAGUUGGCUGGAGCCUGACGGGAAGUUGGUCAUAGGUGGCAGAAAAGUUUCAGCUAUUCAGUCUUCAGAUCAGGUAGAUGGAGUCACUAUUGUUGGUGCGGAUGCUUCAAAUUCCCGUGAGGAUAGUGCUGGGAAUAAGUUUGGAGAUGCUAUUUCCAUAAACAGCCACCUUGAAGAGAAAAUUGUUGAGGAUAAACCCCUCAUUCCUAGUAAGAGGAAGAAUAGCAGCUUCCGUGCUAAAAGUAAGCGCUGUAAGAUUGAAACACUGGAUUUGAUAGAACUGAAGCUCACUUGGAAAGAAGCUCAAGGGUUAAUGCGCCCUCCUGCAAAUAUUGUUCCCUCAGUUGUUGUUGUGGAAGGGUGUGAGUUCGAAGAAUUCGAGGAAGCUGGUCCUGUUAUUGGGAGGCCUACUAUUCCAGGGGAAGAUCAUGCUGGUUUAAAAACUCAGUGGGUUCAGUGUGAAGACUGCUUUAAGUGGCGUAAAGUGCCCGCAGAUGCUUUUCUUCCUUCAAAAUGGAUCUGUGCAGAUAAUGUGUGGGACCCUGACAGAUCACAUUGUUCUUCUGCUCAGGAGUUGACAAAUGAACUACUCGAGCAUAUGCUAUCCACAGCAAACAAAGAUUCUUCUGGAAAAGAUGAAAUCAUCACCGAAAGCGGCACAAAUCUGCCGGCUUCAGAGCAAGGACUUCAUGCACUGGCUAAUGUAGCCAUAAACGAGGAAAAUACCACAAAACACCCACGUCACAAACCCGGGUGCUUGUGCAUCGUUUGCCUUCAACCUCCGAGUGGAAAACGCUCCAAACACGCCCAAUCCUGUGAGUGCAUUAUCUGUGGCUACUUGAAGCGCCGUUUUAAAACACUAAUGGAGAAACGUGAGAGAAAACAACAACUGGAGAAAGAAGAAGCCGAAACAUCAAACUUACUUGAAAAGGUACCUCACAAUCUUGAUCCCAAUAUCCUAAAUCAUGGUGAGGUGAGCAAAAGGGGUAAUUAUGGCGUUGGGAAGUGUGGUACAAAACAACUGGAGAAAGAAGAUGAAAUAUCAAUCCAAAACUUAUUUGAAAAAGAAGAUGACAAUCUUGAUUACCCUUUCCCAAAUCAUGGUGAGAUGGGCAAUGGGGGUAAUUUUGAUGAACCCAGUGUUGGCAAAGGUCAAAUAGACCUUAAUAUACAGCCGGACAAAGAGGAGGAAUUAUCGCCUGGUAUGGGCUCGGGUGGACCCAUGAAAUGCCCUCUGUCUGGAAGCAAACGCAGAUUCAUACUCUUUCAGUAAGGUACUCUGUUAUAGAGUCCUAGCUUGGAAGAUGGCAGAUUCGAAAUUUUGUUUAGCUAUCAUCUGCUUUGCCUUUGGUACAUCUGUAAAAGCUGUAUAUAUAUUAGGUGAAGGUAGGAAUUUCAUGGCGGCGCAAAACUAGUUGAACCAAUUCUUUUUCUGCACGGUAAUUGGUCGAAUGCAUCAUGUUUUGGGGUUUGAAGAACUGCGUAAGAUAUUGCCUGGUAUGUAAUUUUACUCUGUUUCAACUGAGCUUAUUUUACUUUGGUAAUAUAAAGAAGCUAUGAUUCUUUGCUUGGUUUGGCUAGUGAUGCUGGCUACCCAUGUGUACUUUGAGAAAUGACUUGGAAUUAGGAGUUAAGUGUUUAUUCACCCAUAUAUAAUCGAACCGAACGAAUGGAGGUUGGGCAUUUCGAG